Messenger RNA from Phlebotomus papatasi, 858 nucleotides. Its product is annotated as RING finger protein narya-like. Gene Ontology annotation, cellular component: synaptonemal complex. Gene Ontology annotation, biological process: reciprocal meiotic recombination; homologous chromosome pairing at meiosis; protein sumoylation. Bases 74 to 715 code for a protein of 213 amino acids. The transcript is spliced from 3 exons. The record is from RefSeq and is a predicted model, not a curated record. Gene Ontology annotation, molecular function: SUMO transferase activity. Lineage: Eukaryota; Metazoa; Arthropoda; Insecta; Diptera; Psychodidae.
UGCUACCAACUUCAGAAAAGUUUUCCCGCAGAAGGAAUUUGUGAAUUUGUUUUUAGUGAAUUCUAACAGGAAAAUGGAUCCCUUCUGCAAUUCCUGCUUCAUUGCUUACAGGGAACUCGAGUGUGAUCUCUUCUGCACUCAAUGCCACCAUGUGGUAUGCAAGAACUGUAUUUUGAGGAAUGAGGAGAGAUGCUCAGUCUGCAAUGCCAAUUGUCGUCUAAUAAAAGUGUCAAAGGAUAUGCCGGAGAACAUAAAGAAAUUCUUCAGUGAUCCCCUGCCAGAGAUAGAGACGCUGAGGAAGAUUGUGAGGUUCCAGGAGGAGCAGCGAUCAUUCAGGACGGGUAACACAAAACAGAUCUAUUUGGAGUACUUUUCUCUCCAAGGUUGCAUUAAGGAGCACAAAAAGGAAUUUGAUACACUGCGAAAAGAACUUUUUCGAUGUCAAGCUCUGCAAAAGCAACGCGCUGGAGGAUCAAAAGCCAGCUUUACAGAGUAUCGAACUCCAGAAUCUUCCACAUCUGGUGGGCAUUCUAGUUCACCAUUUUCAAACGAUUCGACAUUUGAGAGGAAGUCAAUGAACUCCUCAGAUGUGUCCUUCUGGAACAGUACGCCUCAGAGCACUUCCUCGAAAGGGAGUCAUUCAUUUCGCUACGGGAUGUCAAGGAUGACAGUGGGAGCAGGAGACAAGCCCAAGAGAAUGUCCAGAGAUAAUUAGAAUCAGAACUUUCAGAGGCGAUCAAGAAGAAGAAGUAAUUGGAAGAUGGAGAUAAAAUACGAAUUUAUUGAUGAAAUUUUCUGUGAAUUGUGAAUACAAUGAAGACAAUGGAGGUUUAAAAUAAAUGAAGUAACAGGAUUAGA